Messenger RNA from Mesitornis unicolor (brown roatelo), 1238 nucleotides. Its product is annotated as angiomotin-like protein 1. Lineage: Eukaryota; Metazoa; Chordata; Aves; Mesitornithiformes; Mesitornithidae. Gene Ontology annotation, biological process: hippo signaling; regulation of cell migration; actin cytoskeleton organization. Gene Ontology annotation, cellular component: bicellular tight junction; cytoplasmic vesicle; plasma membrane. The record is from RefSeq and is a predicted model, not a curated record. The transcript is spliced from 7 exons. The annotation marks the transcript as partial.
ACAAAGAGCACUUGAGGGAGAAAGAGAAGCUGGAGAUGGAGCUGGCAGCUGUGCGCUCUGCCAAUGAGGACCAGAGGAGGCACAUCGAAAUCCUUGACCAGGCCUUAAACAAUGCGCAAGCGAAGGUCAUCAAACUGGAAGAGGAGCUGCGGAGGAAGCAGGCCUACGUGGAGAAGGUGGAGAAGCUGCAGCAGGCGCUGACCCAGCUGCAGGCGGCCUGCGAGAAGCGGGAGCAGAUGGAGCGGCGACUGCGCACACGCCUGGAGCGGGAGCUGGACUCGCUGCGGAUGCAGCAGAGGCAGAGCAGCUACCAGACGAGCAGCCUCCCGGAGCACAACGCUCCGGCCCUUAUGGAGCUGGUACGGGAGAAGGAGGAGAGGAUCUUGGCCCUGGAAGCUGACAUGACCAAGUGGGAGCAGAAGUACCUGGAGGAGAGUACAAUCAGGCACUUUGCCAUGAAUGCUGCAGCUACCACAGUGACAGAGAGAGACGCCUCGGCCCCGAGCCACUCACGCAACGGCAGCUACAGUGAGAGCACGCUGGAGGUGCGGGGCUGGCAGGAGGAGGAGGAGAUCGUGCAAGCCAACCGGCGCUGCCAAGACAUGGAGUACACAAUAAAGAAUCUCCAUGCAAAAAUAAUUGAGAAGGAUGCCAUGAUCAAGGUCCUUCAGCAGCGGUCACGGAAAGACCCUGGGAAAGCUGACAGUGCCAGCCUCCGACCGGCUCGGUCCGUCCCCUCCCUCGCCGCUGCUACGGGCACACAUUCACGCCAGACCUCACUCAGCAGCAACCAGAUAGCUGAGGAGAAGAAGGAGGAGAAGACCUGGAAGGGAAGUAUAGGGCUGCUCUUGGGGAAGGAGCACCACGACCACCCAUUGGGCUCCUCACUGCCUCCUCCGCUGCCCUCCUUGUCCUGCAUGCCUGUCCCGGUGCCGGCACCCUCCCACGUGAAGACCGGCAGCAAAGACAGCAGCACCCAGACGGACAAAAGUACUGAGCUCUUCUGGCCGGCCACCGCCUCCUUCCCUGGCCGCGGACGGCUGGGCACCACCCCAUCACACAGCCCGGCCCCACGGCCCCCGGGGACACGAGCAACCAGCGAGAAACUGGAGAACUCAAGCCACGGGAAGCUGCCCGACAGCAAAGGCCGAGUGAGCAGCUUGCUCCACAAGCCUGAGUUUCCAGAUACGGACUUGAUGGAAGUCCUCAUCUGAGUAGAGGGUGGCAUCUCUGGGGUU